AUGGAAGGAUGCGAAGAUUGGGCGCUUUGUAACGACGAAGGCUUCGUUCACAAGCGAGUGAAGCGAAGCCAUAUCUCAAGCUACGGAGACUCAUCCCAACCGGUUGAACCGGAGUUGAAUCCGGCGGUAAAGGAGAGGAAUCGGAGGAUUCGGAAGAAGAGAACGCUGGUGAAGCUCAAGAGAAAGUAUCAGAGAGAGAUGGAUCAGUGGGAGAUUUUGUCGAACAGGUUUAGUGCUAUGCAAGAGAAAGCCGCUAGAUUUCAAACGGCGGAGCGAGAGGAGAGGUUAAACGCGAGAGAAACGUCGUCGUCUCGAGAUUUAGAGCAUGGCGGAGAAGAUGCUCCCAAAACGGUGUCGUCUCUGCUCGACGAGCUUAUUUUUAUGGCAGAAGCACAAGGAGCGAUCAUCAACGAUGUCUCAAAUCUCUGCCAAGUUGCAGAAAACAUAUGUAGAGUUGAACAAGAAGAAGAUGAAGAGUCAUUGUUUGAUCUUGCCGUUUGGUGCUCGCCAAGGAGUCUUAUGGCGUCUCUUUGUGCUGAUUAAAACCAGACCAUCUUGGACCUCACGCGUACGAAUCAUUCGGGCUGAGACCGAAUUUGGGCCCAACAGCGAAGUUAGAGAGAGUUAAUUCAAUUGAUCUUUCAAGUGGUUGCUCGAUUUUAUCACUGCUCUUUCGAAUAAGUCUCUCACCUCAACUCUUUUGCUCGAGAGAUUGCGAAGAUUGUUACUAAAGAUGGCUAAUUCCAGUCUUAUAUAUACCUAGCUUUGGGUAGCCCAGCUUGGUUACCUGAUAUCAUGCAGAUGCUUGUAGUGUCGUGUAAUUUGCAUCUCCAUGGUUAAUGAGCCUCCUACGCCCGCUCAACAUGUAAACCCAUUCCCUUUGACGCUGAUGUAUUAAUUUUUUGUAAGCUCGAAAAUCAUGUUUACUGACAUUGCAAUCAUGAUUUUUUUCGUGCUUUGUCCUCACU
Messenger RNA from Eruca vesicaria subsp. sativa (arugula), 968 nucleotides. The record is from the annotation of a GenBank genome assembly. NCBI's taxonomy places the organism in Eukaryota, Viridiplantae, Streptophyta, Magnoliopsida, Brassicales, Brassicaceae.